Molecule: messenger RNA, 1098 nt
Organism: Saimiri boliviensis boliviensis (Bolivian squirrel monkey)
Lineage: Eukaryota; Metazoa; Chordata; Mammalia; Primates; Cebidae
Gene: MBOAT4
Product: membrane bound ghrelin O-acyltransferase MBOAT4
Biological process (GO): lipid modification; peptidyl-serine octanoylation
Cellular component (GO): endoplasmic reticulum membrane
Molecular function (GO): serine O-acyltransferase activity
Source: RefSeq, a predicted model, not a curated record
AUGUCGGUAGGGAGCCGGGGCCUGAUGGGGCUGGGAGGGCAAGUUGAACAGGAUCUGGCUGGAUACACAGAAACAGCAGCAGUUGGGAGACUAUUUUCUCUCCGCAGGACAGUGUUCGAGUUCCUGAUUGUAGAAUUCUGCGUCACUCUUUCUUCUCUCAUGCUCUUGACCCAGAGGGUCACGUCCCUCUCUCUGGACGUUUGUGAGGGAAAAGUGGAGAUAGCAUCUGGAAUCAUCAGGAGCAGAAGCUCUUUGUCUGAGCAUGUGUGUAUGGCACUGCCCUACUUCAGCUACUUGCUCUUUUUCCCUGCUCUUCUGGGAGGCUCUUUGUGCUCCUUCCAGCAGUUUCAGGCUCGUGUUCAAGGGUCCAGUGGUUUGUAUCCCAGGCACUCUUUCUGGACUCUGAGCUGGAGGGGUCUGCAGAUUCUUGGAUUAGAGUGCCUAAACGUGGCUGUGAGCAGGGUGGUGGGUGCAGGAGUGGGACUGACUGAUUGCCAGCGAUUUGAGUGCAUUUAUGUCAUGUGGACCACAGCUGGGCUCUUCAAGCUCACCUACUACUCCCAGUGGAUCCUGGACGACUCCCUCCUCCAUGCAGCAGGCUUUGGGUCUGAGUUUGGUCAGAGGUCUGGAGAGAAGGAAUAUGUCCCUGAUGCAGACAUCUGGACCCUGGAAAGAACCCACAGGAUAUCCGUGUUUGCAAGAAAGUGGAACCAAAGCACAGCUCAAUGGCUCCGACGACUUGUAUUCCAGAACAGCAGGGCUUGGCCAUUGUUUCAGACAUUUGCCUUCUCUGCCUGGUGGCAUGGACUCCAUCCGGGACAGGUGUUUGGUUUCCUUUGUUGGGCUGUGAUGGUGGAAGCUGACUACCUGAUUCACUCCUUUGCCAAUGGGUUUAUUAGAUCCUGGCCGAUGAGGCUGUUCUAUAGAACCCUCACCUGGGCCCACACCCAGUUGAUCAUUGCCUACAUCAUGCUGGCUGUGGAGGUCAGGAGCCUUUCCUCUCUCUGGUUGCUCUGUAAUUCUUACAACAGUGUCUUUCCCAUGGUGUACUGUAUUCUGCUUUUGCUAUUGGUGAAGAGAAAGCACAAAUGUAACUGA